AUGUGUCAAUACGUGUUCAUCGGUGUUGACGUCACCACCAACUACUACAUCCGGGGCCUUCCUCCCGAGCUGGCCUGUCGGGUGAAGGAACUCCAGGGGCGCUAUCUCACCGGGGGGAUCGCCAUAGGCCUACAGCACAAUUCGCCCUUUAGGAAGUUUUUCGAUAACAGCCUGCAGAAGUUCCGAGAAACCGGCCUCAUGAACAAGCUGAUCCAGAGAUGGCUGUCUGCUGAAAGGACCUGCAACAUUGGCACCAUCGUCUCUGCAGGGAUAGUGGACGUGGCGACCCUCUUCAUCCUCCUGGUCCUAGGGAUAGGACUCAGCGUGGUCUUCGUCGUGGGUGAAAUCGGGGUACGAGAGAUUAGAAGGAAGAGAAUAGGGUUGAAGCGAGUGGAUAGUUGUCCUACGCCUCUGAGAGCACACUUCAGUCCCAACGUCCGAUAGAAGCUUCUGCUGUACUUGCAAAAUUAUCUCCUUCAGAUAAUUUUCUUAGACCCGGGCAUGGGACAAGACCGGUAGAUGUUUAUGGCGUGAAAUAACGGUGUAGAUACAUGAGAAGAUUAUGUAUAAAUGUUUGUUUGCUCUCGACGCAGAAAAAAAGAUCGUUGGUAAGUUGUUUGUGUUGGUUAUUUUGGCUGUGUGAUGAUGGUUGUUUGUGUUGGUGAUUUCGUCCGUUUGGUGUAGA
Messenger RNA from Penaeus vannamei (Pacific white shrimp), 685 nucleotides. The record is from RefSeq and is a predicted model, not a curated record. NCBI's taxonomy places the organism in Eukaryota, Metazoa, Arthropoda, Malacostraca, Decapoda, Penaeidae.